This is a messenger RNA of Corythoichthys intestinalis (scribbled pipefish), 8017 nucleotides long. It is a transcript of the gene elavl4, whose product is annotated as ELAV like neuron-specific RNA binding protein 4. Lineage: Eukaryota; Metazoa; Chordata; Actinopteri; Syngnathiformes; Syngnathidae. The record is from RefSeq and is a predicted model, not a curated record. The transcript has 9 exons. The coding region runs from base 544 to 1926 and encodes 460 amino acids. Gene Ontology annotation, cellular component: ribonucleoprotein complex. Gene Ontology annotation, molecular function: RNA binding.
AGAGAGCAAUAGGGAGGGGAGUUUAAACUAAGUGCUAUGUUUUGGGACAGCUAAUCUGCUAGCGAGCAGUUUGAGGAUCGGAGCGUAUUGUGUGAGCCAGUGUGCGGGGGAUAGAUAAGGCAGCACGCCAGCCCGCCAAGCCGACCUACCGACUUCCCCUUUUAAUGUGCUGACUCCUGGGAGAUUUAAAAGAAAAAAAAAAGAAGAAGAAAGAAAAAUAUUUACUCAAGACGCGUGUGGGGAACCUGGACAGGAACGGCAUUAUUUCAGCGACAGCCAACAAGGCGCAUCUGAAAGACAGGAGAGAGCUAAAAAUAAAAAAAAAGAUCAGAAAAAGAGAGAGCGAAAGAGAGAAAAUAAAGGACUUAAAGAAGUGACACCUCCAGAUUUUUUUUCCUGCUUGGUUUUUUUAUUGCUUGAUUUUUCUUUAUUUUUUUUCUGAUUCUGGGACUGACUCCCAAUCUUAGCAAAGAAAAAGGGGAGGAAAAAACUGAGGAGAAGCUGAUACACAGAGGACAGAAAAAUAAUAUACCGAAUUUGAACAUGUUCGAAAUAAGCCGAACACUCAACGCUGCCUUGCUGAGCAAUGAGCAUCUCAAGAUGAUGGCGAGGUACGGGCAACUCUCGGGACUAGCAGCCAGUGGCAUGGGCUCCGUCCCCGAGUCGCACUCGCCGCUAUUUCCCAGGGAUCUCCCGUCAUCGCCCGCCCAGACGGGCUACAGGUCAUCCCUGGGGUCGACAGAGACACAGUGGCGGCAGGCAGAGCUCCCGCAGCUCCAGGGCUGGGCAGAGAAGGGAUUGCUGACACAGCCAAAGAUGAUCAUCAGUAACAUGGAGGCUCCGGUGACAAAUGGUCCAAGCGGAGGUGGCACCACAGCCAACGGGCCGACUACUAAUAGUCGCGGCUGCCCUUCGCCCAUGCAGACCGGGCCUACAAACGACGACAGCAAGACCAACCUCAUCGUCAACUACCUACCACAGAACAUGACCCAGGAAGAGUUCCGCAGCCUCUUUGGUAGCAUUGGAGAGAUUGAAUCCUGCAAACUGGUUCGCGACAAGAUCACAGGUCAAAGUCUCGGCUAUGGCUUUGUCAACUACAUUGAUCCAAAGGACGCAGAGAAAGCCAUCAACACGUUAAAUGGACUCCGACUUCAGACCAAAACGAUCAAGGUCUCGUACGCCCGACCCAGCUCAGCUUCGAUUCGUGACGCCAACCUCUAUGUGAGUGGCCUGCCCAAGACAAUGACCCAGAAGGAGCUGGAGCAACUCUUCUCGCAGUAUGGACGCAUCAUCACCUCCCGCAUCCUUGUCGACCAGGUCACAGGCCCCACAGGCGGCUCCCGGGGUGUGGGCUUUAUCCGCUUUGAUAAGAGGAUAGAGGCUGAGGAGGCCAUCAAAGGCCUCAAUGGACAGAAGCCAUCGGGUGCGGCCGAGCCCAUUACGGUCAAGUUCGCCAACAACCCCAGUCAGAAGACCAGCCAGGCCCUACUCUCGCAACUCUACCAGUCCCCCAACCGCCGAUACCCCGGGCCCCUUCACCACCAGGCUCAGAGGUUCAGGCUGGACAAUUUGCUUAAUAUGGCCUAUGGCGUAAAGAGGUUCUCUCCCAUCACCAUCGACAGCAUGACCAGCCUGGUGGGAAUGAACAUCCCCGGGCACACCGGCACCGGGUGGUGCAUCUUCGUCUACAACCUGUCCCCAGAUUCGGACGAGAGCGUGCUGUGGCAGCUCUUUGGGCCGUUCGGCGCCGUCAACAACGUCAAGGUGAUCCGAGACUUCAACACCAACAAGUGCAAAGGUUUCGGCUUCGUCACCAUGACAAAUUACGACGAGGCGGCCAUGGCCAUCGCCAGUCUCAACGGUUACAGGUUGGGUGACCGCGUCUUGCAAGUCUCCUUCAAGACUAACAAGACCCACAAGUCCUGAACUCGAACAAGGUAGAAGCAGUCGCUCGGCAGCCGCAGCUGCGUUCUGUCCGCUCCAAAAAGAACCCCCACCAUCCCCCACCUCCACCCCUCCCUUUAGCCCCUUCAGUCACCAUCAUGACCACCUCCCAAACUGGAACAUAAAGCAAGCAUCCAACCCAAUUGAACUAGAAAUGGCUUAUAUCAUAACUUUGGACCUAUAAGCCAAUGUUGCCUAAGUAUUACAAAAAUGAAGAAAAUGUUCCUAAGUUUUGGGGAAGUUCCUGAGAUAAUGCAGGCUUCUCUUUGUUGUAUAUUCUUUCUGUUUGUUCUGGUUGCUAAAAUGAGUUUUCUCUUCUGUCUAAACAGUAGCAAAUCCCCCCUAACUUUAGAGAAGAGAAUAUCGUUUUUAGACCACUGUCUCGAUUGAGGAUUAGCUUUUUCUUUUAUAUAUCCGGAUCCACUGUCGUUAUUAUCCUGUACCUCCCAGUCACUGUCGGGAGGGGGCUCUUUUUUAACAAUUGGUCAACCAACCACUCAUUCAUUUAUAGUCGUAUUAAAAGUUCCCCUUAUUGAUUCUAGAUGGGAUUUCACACUCCCACAGAUUCUGAUGUAGUAAGGUUAAAAAAAGACUUUCUAACAUUGUUUUUGUUUUGUAUCGCAAACAAAACAUAACGUCUUUCCUCACAGGGAGAUGGGGUACGGGGGUGGGGGAUGGGUUAGCUUUCCUGAAGACACAUUAAGUAAUUUAAGAAAAUAGAAAAAAAAAAAUAACACUGUUGCCAAAGAGAAGAUCUCUUUGCUUGGAAAAAAAAUGUGUUUAGAAAAAAAAAAGAUAAAAAUAAAUAGAAAGAAGAAUCUAUUUUUAUAAAUGAUAAUUAAAAUAAUAAUUAUUGAGAAAUUUUUACAAGAAUCUGGAUUUGAAAAAAGAGAAAAAUAUUUUGACUGGCUAACUGGGAGGGGAGGGGGGGCGCCACCUUGUCUUGUCGUUCUGCCAUGGUACUUUCUAGGCUCAGCGCUCGUUGUUUUCCGAGGAAGCCACGUCGGCGGCGGCCAUUUUCUAGGCGGAAGGUUUUGUGAAAAAGUCAAACCAAGGCGGGUGAUUUUGCUAAUUUUUCACACAUGUACUAGUGCGUGAUUAUUGAAUACCCACAAGGGAAGGGAGAGGGGAACCAUCCUUAUCGUCCAGAGCCCAAAGCAAGGAGACCCUUUGUCUGCUUCUUUUCCUGUUAUUGUCAACAGUCCGUACGGGCUAUCAGUACCUAAAUAUAUGCACAUCUAUCCAUUUAGAAGGCAUACUAUACAUGAUAUUGUUUCUCUUUGCUCUGCGUUUGUGUGCAAACUUCCUUUUAGCGAUCAACAGUAGGUGCUAUACUGCAUUAUUCACAUAUCUUAAAUAUCCGAGUUGGUUGUUCUAUGUGUUGUUUCAAAAAAAAUACUAUGUUGAUGUUGGCAUUGAAUUGAGCUUAUUUGAUUAUUGUUGGCCCAAAUAGUCCGGUGAGACUAUUUUGUUGCAGAAAAACAGAUCAACACAUUUGGGUAGUGUAAAAAAAAAUAUUUAAAAAAAUCUAUAUAAAUAUAUAUUUAAAAAAAAAAUUUAAAUCACUGAACAAAUAUAAUUUAUUUCUUUUGCCUUGUUUCUUUGGCUUGCUGGCUUUUGCGUUACUUGCCGAGCGUGAAGCGUUUGUCCAAACUUACCGAUGAUUAGCUAGUUCCUUUAGUCUAGAUAUUUGUUUCCUGAAAAGGCGAUCUAUGACUACUGUGUCUUUCUUUGCUCUGUACAAAUAGAUGAUCUAUCUAUAUAUAUAUCUAUAUAUACAUAGUCUACAUUUGUUUUACAAUAUCUACUGUACUAUCUGAGUUGUCACUGUUCUUUAGUUGGAGCUUGUCUUUUUCAUAUGGCAACUUAUUAUGAAGUGGUGGUUCAGUUACUUAGAAAAACUUGUGAGGAAACUGUUCAAUUGUUGUCAUGUUGCUUGUGGAGAAAAAAAAAGGUUUGGAUUAACUUUAUGUUACCUACCGCGGCAAAAGAAACCGAACAAAAAGCUUUGAAUAUAAGUGUAUUUGGAUUUACUUAUCUAUUUUAUUUCAACUAUUUAUUUUUCUAUUUAUUUGUAUUUAUUACGUAUUUAUGAACCACUUAAUUUAUCUGUGUAUUUAUGUAUUUAUUUGGUUUCAUUGUCUGUGUUUUUGCGUGAUUCUGGUACAGGGAGGGGGGCGUUUCUGAGCUAAAGGGAACAAAGCGACUAGUGGAGAAGCUCUUCCAGUAGUCCACUGCACUGAGAGAACUUUUAGUACGUUUGUGCUUUGUACCAAUAUAUCAAAAUGACCAUAUAAAAAAAAAUCUAAAAGUCAGGAAAACUAGAAAAAAAAAAAGUGUCUGGAGGGUCAGGGAACGCUCUUCCCUUAUUACUAGAAACAGUUACUCGCUAUGCAUAACCUAGUUAUUAAUAGUUCAAUUUGCUAUUGCUUUUUUCUUGUCUUGUUCCAAAUGAAAUCUUUAGAUCUUUUCCAAUGAAGUUUAGUCUUAAUAGAAUGUUAUAAACAGUCGUUCUGGUUCAAUAUAACCUGUGAUAAGUUUGUGUAGUUCUCUAAAGCCACUCCGUCCACACCCUCCCUCCACUUACUACCGCUUUGUGAUGAAACCUUUAUGCAAAACUGUACGUCUGAAAGCAUACGUCUGCGUAUUUACUGUAACAUUCAACUCACGGAGGCUCGGGCGUGUCGACGUUAUAACGCCCGCUCUGUUUUGAGGGUCGACUAAAUUGGUUUUCGAGACUUCUUUUCAAGUUUUCAAAUUGCGUCAUGUUUAAAAAUAGAAAACUAAUAUACUGAGGAAGUACUUCGGAGGGAUGAAAAGGGAUUGUACCGAUUCUAUAUUUUAUAUACUCUCAUAUGAUAUAUAUUAUAUAUUUUGAAAGGUAAAAGGUAGGGUUUCAGACGUAUAAAUAUAUAGAAUUGGAUUCUUUUGUUACAAAGCAUGAAGGACGUGUGCGUGUCAGUAAAACGCACGCAUCUCAUGCGACAUCAUUAUUACCAAAUGCGCCGUCAUACACACAAACAGACCCCCUCAUGCCUCUCGUCGCCGUAACGGCAUUGUCGGGGGCUUGAAUUUAUGCAACGACCCCAGUAGAAUGUUGUUCUGAUGUGUCACUUGCCUACACUGUAUGACCUCCUGAUAUGCGUGCCUGUGUUCCGCCUAUGUGUGUGUAUGAGUGUCUCCGUUUGGGUGUUUGUUUACACCGAUCACCCACAACAUUAUGACCGUUUGCACAGUCUAAUGAGAUCCGAUACGAGAGCUGUAUCACAUAUUUGCCCUUUAAUAUCACAAUUUUAAUUACAUAAAGUUUUUGGUGUUGCAUUUGGACACCACUAUUCUGGAAGGUGCUGUCCCUUAAAUCGCAAACCUGCUUUUUCCUGGUCUGCUAAAUCACUGUUUAACUCUUUAUCAGGCAAGUGACUACUUUUGGUGGUAACCACAUACAUGGACAUCACACGUAUAUACCAAAAUGUUGAUAUUGUGGCCUACUUAGUAUGACGCAAAAUGUGAUGUCCAAAUAUGUCGACCCCAGGUCUCAAUAUUGUUUUUAUUAUGAUGAUGAUUAAUUAUUGUAUUUUUAACAUUACUUCAUGAAUAAAUGUAAAAAAAUAAAUUCAAAUAGUUCAAAAAUAUUAAUAAAACACAAUUGAUUAAAUUAAUGUGAAAAAAAUACACACUGCUUAAGGUCCUAAGUAGCACUUUAAAGUUGACCAAAUUAUAUAGUAUUUAACUAUUUGCCUGCCAUUGACAAUUUUUCUUUUGCUGCCACCAUGUAGCAUCCAAAGUCAACUAUGAAACUUUUUACUGAUUUUUUGCUAUUCAGUGCAGGUCGGAUCGAAAGACAUUCUGCUAACAGUACACGAUAGUCAGAGGUGGGUAGAGUAGCCAAAAAUGUUACUCAAGUAAGAGUAGCGUUACUUCGAAAUAAUGUUACUAAAGUAGAAGUAAAAGUAGUCAUCCAAAAAAAUGUACUCAUGUACAAGUAAAAAAAAAAUGUAUCUAGUGAAAAGGAUACUCAAGAAAUGAGUAACUGCUUAUUAUUGUUAGAUUUUUUUUUAAACAAUGGUAUUUUUUUUCUCUCAGCACAAACUUAUCUAUAUGAACUGUUGUUAUAAUGAUACUGUACAAUAACACAUUUCAUAGCCAUAUUAAGCCAAAGAAAUACAAAAAACAAAAAAAAACAAAAAAGUCAUUGAAUUCCAGCGAAAGAGAACAAAAAAUGAAGCAUUAUUCGUUUAAAGAGCAUGAGUGCCCUCUAGUGGAGAAAAUAGUAACUAGUUUGAAUAGUGAAUAGUUCCUUCAUAGUUACUAGUAUGAAAUUUAAAAGAAUCAUAUCUCCGGUUUUCUGUGGCAAAAUAAAAACUGGGGGAGAGGUUUAAAUCUGUGCAUUCGAGUCAUGUUAAGGGCAGUGCUCUACUGUAUGUCAAAUACUACAUUUUUACAGUGCUUUAAAGACACCACGUGAUUGAACAGGCUGGUGUGAUCAGAACGGCAAGCUUCCGUCAGAUUGGUGUAAUGGAGUCAUGUGAUUAUUGUUGCGACGUCUCAUUGGUGAAAUUGGUAGAGCUACUCUUGGCAUCACUGGUGAAAAAAUAAUGAUUCUAAUAUGUAGAAUAAAGAGGAAAAAUGUAACGACUCUUCCGUAGCCCAAAGUAGCUGGGUAAGAGUAGUGUUUUUUUCUUCACAAAUCGACUCAAAGAAAUAAGUCAUAAGUAUGGCUUAGUAAAAUUACCUUUGAAGUACAUUUUCCUCAAAAUGUUUCUCAAGUAAAUGUGACGGAGUACAUGUAACGCGUUACUACCCACCUCUGACGGUAAUCCAAAUACUUGGUAAAUUACUGCAUAAACCCUCACCUCAGACAGUUUCACUUCAAGGUUGGUAUUCUAGAAUAGUGUCAAUCAUGACCACUGAGAAAAAAGAAAUUACCACAAAGUUGCAAACUAUAUUGUUGCUGCUUAACCCAAUACCGAACAAAUGGAGUAGGUGGGGCCAAUGUUCCAUAAGUGAUCAAAAUGAUUGUCUAAGUGUUUUUGUAAACAAAGGACAGUUGGUAAAGACUUUUUAAAGGCAAACAUGGCACAUGGUUUUUUUGGGGAGGCAUUUUCUAAGUGACAGUUCUGAGAUUCAGACUAAAAACCCAAUUUUCCUGAGUAUGCAUUGUGUGUUAGCAUUUUGUCUCACUUAACGAAUUCCAAAAACCUGUACGUAUCUCCAUUGAAUAUGCAUAAUUAUUCCUCUGUGUUAUGUUUUUUUGUUUGUUUGUUUUUUUGUUUAAAUCUUUCCAGCCGUUGACUGGAAACCAAAAUGAAUGAAUCAAAUACCUCUCUGAAUAUUAUUAAGUAAAAUAUGUAAUAGAGCUCUUAAAUCUGAUAACAUUCGAUUGUUCUGACGCUCAUAAUCAUGUGGCAAGUAUAGGUGUGUCCUCCUGUGUGUGUGGUGCAAGUCAUGGGGCUGUGUCACCUGGCUCCAUGUCCCACCCCAGUGGCUCCCACCAUCCCUGUAGCGCCUUAUAGUCGUUGAGUGGCAGGCUGCCGGUAGGAACAAGGCAGCCAGUAGUGGAGGAGGGAAGGUGAACAGAGGAACUCGGCUCUUCUUCUUGUCAGUUUUCUUUUCUUUUUUUCCCCUCCCGAGACGUGUUUGUUUACUAUCUGAAAAAAAAAUCUAUAAAACAAAAUCCUAAAAGACAAAAAAACGAAAAAAAAAAAAAAAAAAAGUUGGCAGAGCCCGGUGGAUUGUGGCUCUUUCUCUCUAUCUCUCUCUCUCUCUCUCUCUCUCUUUCUCUCUAUUCUCUACUGCUUAUGUUAUUACUUAACAAUUAUUAACAAUGAUGAUGAUUAUUAUUAUGAUUAUGGUUAUUAUUGCUAUUAUUCUUAGUAUUCUUAUUCUUAUUAUUAAUCCAAUUACUGCGAUGAAUGACUUCAUGUUAUCCUUGCUAGUUUAGGUCAUUUCUGAAACUGGAAACAAAAUAGAAAAUCUUGCUGUAAAUGUUUGUUUUUUCUUUUUCAUAAAACUGUUGUGUUUGAAUUAUUUGUACUUUUGAAUGUUGGGACAAUAAAAUGAGGUGUCAAGAGCU